Messenger RNA from Neohortaea acidophila, 384 nucleotides. RefSeq names its product vacuolar protein sorting 55. The transcript is spliced from 3 exons. Gene Ontology annotation, biological process: late endosome to vacuole transport via multivesicular body sorting pathway. The coding region runs from base 1 to 384 and encodes 127 amino acids. The record is from RefSeq and is a predicted model, not a curated record. Gene Ontology annotation, cellular component: Vps55/Vps68 complex; endosome. Lineage: Eukaryota; Fungi; Ascomycota; Dothideomycetes; Mycosphaerellales; Teratosphaeriaceae.
AUGCCUGGCUUGAAGACAAUCAUCGCUCUUUCUUUUAUCCUCGCCAUCGGCUUCCUCCUCGUCAUCCUCUCCUCUGCCCUGUUCGGCAACUACCUCACCCUUCUCGUCGUCGCAACCUACGUUGUCGCCCCCAUACCAAACUGGAUAUGUGGAAAAGCAGCGCAGCAGGAUGAUUUCAUGGACAAUGGCAGCAAUACGGUGGUUGAGCUGGGCCGAUUCAUCACUGGCUUUCUGGUGGUGAUGGGCAUUGCACUGCCUGUCGUUCUCGCCCACACGGAAGCGAUUACCAUCCAGGCUAUGGCGAUGAGUAUAGUCGGUGGACUGCUGAUUUACAGCACCAUCAUCAGUUUCGGCAUGUUCUUCCGAGAGCAAGAGGAGUUUUGA